CAUAGACUGCAAUAUGGGCUAUAUUGCAAUCUAUGGUACGGGGAAUCCCCUUUUAAACCUGACCUAAAGAUUGAUUAUGAUUGUUUGUAGUUUGGUUAAGUGAAGUGUACGGUGAAGAGUGCUUUAGACAAAAAUCGAUACAAUUGUUAUUUGUAUUGCUAUAAAUUGAAGAUUCAUUUAUUUCGCGAUGGAUAUACGGGCUUUCUUUGGAAAAAAACGAAGACUUGAGGAGCAAAUUGACCACGAAAAACCUAACUGUUCAAAACAGGUGGAAGCACCAAAUACAAUCGCUACUCCUAGUUCCGUAGCAACAGGUAACGUUAGCUAUGGUAUUCCGUCUGAUAUUGCACAAAUCGGAGAACCAAUAAAACAAGUUGUUUUAGACACAUAUCCAAAACAACACAACAGGGCCUUUGUUUCCGAUUGGUUCAAGCGUUAUAAAUGGUUGCAGUAUUCUGUCGAGAAAGAUGCUGCUUUUUGCUAUCCAUGCCAGCAAUUUUUACCUCAUGGAAGCAAACAGACUUCGUACACUUCCACAGGAUUUAGAAACUGGAAAAAUGCCACUGAUUCUAAAACUGGUUUUCCAAAACAUGAAAAAUCAAUUUCUCAUAUUCAAGCUAUGUCGAUGUGGCAGGAGAAAUUACAAAGAAUAUCUACAUCUAGCAGUGUUGAAACGUUAAUAAAUCAAAAAGUAUUAGAAAAAUAUAGGUAUUAUGUAAAGUCUAUCAUGGAAGUAAUACAAUUUCUAAUUGUCAACGAAUUAGCUUUGCGUGGAAAUUAUAUUUUGGAAGAAGAAAAAGAACAAGGAUUAUUUCAGAAUUUAUUUGAAUACACAUGUAUGAAAGAUCCAAAUUUGAACGAGGUUCUCACUCAUAUACCACAAAACGCAUCAUAUCGUUCACCCGAAAUUCAAAAUCAAAUAAUUCAAGCAAUGGUUCAAGCGGUACGAAGUUCCAUUGUCAAAGAUAUUAAUGAAUCUGACGUGAAAUGGUUUACUCUAAUGGAAGAUGGGACGAGAGAUAAAAAUAACCGCGAAAAUAUUGCAUUAGCAAUACGCUACGUCAAGGAUGGUGUCGUCAAUGAGUCGUUGCUGAUGGUUAAGACUACUGAAAAUCUUGAUGCAGCCACUUUCACGGAAUUAACGUUAAAUACUCUCACGGAAAAUAACAUUGACCCCUCUUGUAUGCUUAGCCAAUGCUAUGAUGGCGCAAGUGUAAUGAGUGGGAAAGUUUCAGGAGUUGCGACUAGAAUAGAAAAUAAAUUGGGCCGAAAAAUUCCUUACGUCCACUGCUAUAACCAUCGCUUGCACUUAAUAGUCAUCAGGACUAUCUCAGAAAUGACUUUUAUUCGUUUAUUUUUUGACCAAUGCAUCAUGUUACAUGAAUUCUUUCAUCAUGGCAAAAUAGCUGCCUUAUAUGAUGGAAAAAGGAUUGGCCGACUCCUCGAACAACGCUGGUCUGGACAUUUAGCAGUUACAAAAGUUGUAUACGAUAAUUAUUCAUCGAUUUUGCAGACUUUGAAAGAAAUUAAAAAUGGCAGAUUCAACGGUGAUGACGUCGCCAAGAGUAUAGGUAUUAAAAAAGUCAUGCUUGAUCUGGAAUUCCGAAUAGCCAUGGUUGUGGCCAAAAAAAUCUUAUCCACGCUACAACCUGCAGACAAAGCUUUGCAAGCCCGAAGCGCAGGAUUAAAAGAUGCCAUAACAAUCAUAAAGUGUGUCAAAGAUGAAAUUAUUAAAUUAAGAUCAAAUCAAAUGUAUAAUCAAAUUCUGGAAGAAGCUAAGUCUUUAACAAGCAAUGACUGCGGCGAAUCUGAAAAUAGGACACAGACCUCGAAGAGGCAAGUAAAAAAACCAAAUCGGAUGGAUGACUAUUUGACGUACACCCCCUGUUCCUCCGCCAGACAAAAUAUAGAUGAGAACCACGAGCCAUUUAAGUCUGAGUAUUUCGAAACGUUGGACAUUUUAAUUGCUGAAUUACAAAGAAGGUUUUCGGACAACGAUGAUUUAAUUAAUUCGAUUGCAAGUCUUGAUGAGUUGGAUGUAGAUAAAAUGGUUCCACUGAAAAAUUUGGGUCUGAAAAUUCCAUCAAGAGAAGAGGCUAGUGUGGUUAAAGCUUACUUGAGUCGUAACGAGGAUAUAAUGGAAAAUACAUUGCAAGUUUUGUACAGGCAACGAGAGGCGUUCAAAGAUACAUAUGAACUUUUUGCGUCUGUGGCGACCAUAGGAUGUAGCACUGCAGUGUGUGAAUCUACGUUUUCAACUUUAACUGCAAUCAAUAGGCCUCAAAGGCUGUCAAUGGGUCACGAGAGAAUGGCUGGUAUGGUAUUUCUGGCCUUUGAAAAAAAAAGAACAAAAUCAGUUGAUCUGAACGAAGUUCUUCGCAUUUUUAAUAACAUGGCGAAUCGUAGAAUUCAGCUGUUUUAAAUGUUUUUUAUUAUUAUGUUAGUUAAUUAUUAUAAUAAGUACGCAAAAACAAUGUGAUCUUAAUGGUAUUUUUGGUCGUUUCUAUUUACUCGUAUCACCCCACCCAAUAAUUAAUUAUUACCUCACUCUCACUCAGACGUGGAUCUCUACAUCCAAAUCUGGAAGUUCAACCAUCUUAUUCACUUGUUCUUCAUCAUUGAGGAUUUAAUAGUUCUUAGAUCCAUGCUCAUGCACUGUCACAGUAAUUAUUUGUCUACGAAUAACUAUUCACAUGAUGGUGAUAUACAUGGUGAUUGAUUUAGGAGCCCGUGUUUCGACGGCAGAUCAAUUAUGAUAAUUUUUUUACUUCCGCCCUACCUGUAACUAAUGCUGCCCUACCUCAAAUUCGACCCUAGCUACGG
Molecule: messenger RNA, 2823 nt
Organism: Helicoverpa armigera (cotton bollworm)
Lineage: Eukaryota; Metazoa; Arthropoda; Insecta; Lepidoptera; Noctuidae
Product: zinc finger MYM-type protein 1
Exons: 2
Coding region: 188-2422 (744 amino acids)
Source: RefSeq, a predicted model, not a curated record